GGGGGUUGGCCAGUUCGGCGCUGGCCCGGGGAUGUGGAGCGGCGGGCGUCCUGACAGCGUGUCAGGUGGCUACGGACCCCGUGAGAAUCCUAUUCUAAGAACACAGGAACUCAGGUAUCUACCAUGGUGUUGGGUCCUGAACAGAAGAUGCCAGAUGGUGAUGCUUCUGGGGACCAUGCGGACACUGUCAGUGUUGGUGCCAUCAACCCGGCCUAUAGUAACUCCUCCCUCACACAGUCCACUGAACCCUCAGAGGAACCCUUUGCCACAUACUUUGAUGAGAAGAUUGCCAUUCCUGAAGAGGAGUACUCCUGUUUCAGCUUUCGUAAACUCUGGGCAUUUACGGGACCAGGCUUUCUUAUGAGCAUUGCCUAUUUGGAUCCAGGAAACAUUGAAUCUGAUUUGCAGUCUGGAGCAGUAGCUGGAUUUAAGUUGCUCUGGGUCCUUCUACUGGCCACCAUUGUGGGUCUGCUACUCCAGCGCCUUGCAGCUAGACUGGGAGUGGUCACUGGGCUACAUCUUGCUGAAGUAUGUCACCGUCAGUACCCGAAGGUUCCACGAAUCAUCCUGUGGCUGAUGGUAGAGUUGGCUAUCAUUGGUUCAGAUAUGCAGGAAGUGAUUGGCUCAGCCAUUGCCAUCAAUCUCCUGUCUGUUGGAAGGGUUCCCCUGUGGGGUGGAGUUCUAAUCACCAUUGCAGACACUUUCGUAUUUCUGUUUUUGGACAAAUAUGGCUUGCGGAAGCUUGAAGCAUUUUUUGGCUUUCUCAUCACUAUAAUGGCUCUCACAUUUGGAUAUGAGUAUGUUACAGUGAAACCCAACCAGAGCCAAGUACUCAAGGGCAUGUUUGUGCCUUCCUGUUCUGGCUGUCAUACGCCACAGAUUGAGCAGGCAGUUGGCAUUGUGGGAGCUGUGAUCAUGCCACACAACAUGUACCUACACUCUGCUUUGGUCAAGUCUAGACAGGUAAACCGGGCCAGUAAGCAGGAAGUUCGAGAAGCAAAUAAGUACUUUUUCAUUGAGUCCUGCAUUGCUCUCUUUGUUUCCUUCAUUAUAAACGUCUUUGUCGUCUCCGUCUUUGCUGAAGCAUUUUUCGGGAAAACCAAUGACCAGGUGGUUGGUGUCUGUAAAAACAGCAGCAGUCCCCAUUCUGGCCUUUUUCCUGAGGAUAACUCAACUCUGGCUGUGGACAUCUACAAAGGGGGUGUUGUGCUGGGAUGUUACUUUGGACCUGCUGCACUCUACAUCUGGGCAGUGGGGAUCCUUGCUGCAGGACAGAGUUCCACCAUGACAGGAACCUAUUCCGGUCAGUUUGUCAUGGAGGGGUUCCUGAACCUAAAAUGGUCACGUUUUGCCCGAGUGAUUCUGACACGCUCCAUUGCCAUCAUCCCCACUCUGCUUGUUGCUAUCUUCCAAGAUGUAGAGCACCUAACUGGGAUGAAUGACUUCCUGAAUGUUCUGCAAAGCUUACAGCUUCCCUUUGCUCUCAUACCUAUCCUCACAUUCACAAGCUUGCGGCCAGUAAUGAGUGACUUUUCUAAUGGAAUAGGCUGGAGAAUUGCAGGCGGGAUCUUGGUCCUUAUUGUAUGUUCCAUCAACAUGUACUUUGUAGUGGUUUAUGUCCAGGACCUAGGGCAUGUGGUGUUGUAUGUGGUGGCUGCAGUGGUCAGUGUGGCAUAUCUGGGCUUUGUGUUCUACUUGGGUUGGCUGUGUUUGAUUGCAUUGGGCAUGUCCUUCCUGGAUUGUGGGCGCACGUACCAUCUGGGAUUGACAGCUCGGCCUGAACUCUACCUUCUGAAUACCAUGGAUGCUGACUUACUUGUGUCUAGAUGAC
This is a messenger RNA of Dipodomys spectabilis (banner-tailed kangaroo rat), 1831 nucleotides long. It is a transcript of the gene Slc11a2, whose product is annotated as solute carrier family 11 member 2. Gene Ontology annotation, cellular component: plasma membrane. The coding region runs from base 124 to 1830 and encodes 568 amino acids. Gene Ontology annotation, biological process: metal ion transport. Lineage: Eukaryota; Metazoa; Chordata; Mammalia; Rodentia; Heteromyidae. Gene Ontology annotation, molecular function: iron ion transmembrane transporter activity; manganese ion transmembrane transporter activity; cadmium ion transmembrane transporter activity. The transcript is spliced from 17 exons. The record is from RefSeq and is a predicted model, not a curated record.